CUUCCUGGAAUGAGAGAAGAUGCGGAGCAGAUUUGUUCUGUGCUAAAUUUCGGGGCGGAGGGAUGCUAAGGUAGGUUCCCUCCCCCAUGGGUGUGUCCACUGCCGGGAGACCUCAGUGUAUCCACCUGCACAAGCCGCCUUCCUGCACUAUACACUUGAGCGCCGCUGCGCAUGGUAAACGCUUCUCUCCGCUCCUCUUUCUCCGGGAACAAACUCUUUGUUUUCUGACCUCCUUCAGUGGAAAAUACAGAAUCUGUUGAUGCGAUUUAGAGAUCACUUCAAGUUAAGGCGGCCGCGUCAAGUUAAUUUAAAUCCAAGCUUUGUUUGGCUCUGGGGAUAAUCGUGCAGGAUCUGCCGCGGAUACACUGAUACUCCUGCGUGCGGGCAGAGGAGCUCAAAGGAUCUGGGGUGGAUGGUUUUAAAUGUUGACCAGCUUUAUCACAAUAUUCACUGGACGGAACUAGAAGCUCCUGGACUCUCCUUCUGCUCUGUUAACAAACAGAGGGACAAUGUUGUGGGACAAACUCUGUUGGCUACUGGCCCUGCUGGCCUUAUCAUCGGGGGCGCUGCCACUCUCCAACGAGCCCCUUUCUGCUCCCAGGAUCUUCCUGUCCUUCAAAGAGUUAAAGUCCACCGGCACCGCUCACCAUUUCUCCUUCCUGCUGAACUCCACCGACUAUCGGAUCCUUCGCAUGGACGAGGACCACGAUCGCAUGUAUGUGGGCAGCAAAGAUUACAUCCUGUCUCUGGACCUGCACGACAUCAACAAGGAGCCGCUCAUAAUCCACUGGCCUGUUGCCCCCCAGAGGAAGACUGAAUGUGUCCUGUCAGGGAAAGACACCAAUGGUGAAUGUGGAAACUUCAUCCGUCUGAUUGAGCCGUGGAACCGGACCCACCUGUAUGUGUGUGGAACAGGCGCGUACAACCCCAUCUGCACCUACGUGGACCGAGGACGCAGGUCACAGGGGUCCCACUACCUACAGGCACCUCAAUCUGGAGGGAGAACAAGUCGGGCAGCAGACUACGGCGCUACAUCAGAGCCUUUGGAGGCAAAGGAAUACAUUUUCCGACUUGAACCUGGUAAAGUGGAUUCUGGGAAAGGAAAAUGUCCUUAUGACCCCAAACUGAACAGCGUCUCUGCUUUGAUCAAUGGAGAGCUGUAUGCAGGUGUCUACAUUGAUUUCAUGGGAACAGACUCUGCUAUCUUCCGUACGCUGGGGAAGCAGACCGCCAUGAGGACGGAUCAGUACAACUCCAGAUGGUUAAACGAUCCCACAUUCAUCCACGCACACCUCAUCCCAGACAGCGCUGAGAAGAACGAUGACAAGCUCUACUUCUUCUUCCGCGAGAAAGCCUCCGAGAUGGGCCAGAGUCCCAUGACCCAGUCCAGGAUAGGGCGGAUCUGCCUGAACGAUGACGGAGGACACUGCUGUCUGGUCAACAAGUGGAGCACGUUUCUGAAAGCUCGGCUCAUCUGCUCGGUGCCCGGAGCCGACGGCAUCGAGACGCACUUUGAUGAACUAAGGGAUGUUUAUAUCCAGCCAACUCAAGACACUAAGAACCCCGUCAUCUACGGAGUCUUCUCAGUCUCAGGAGCUGUGUUUAAAGGCUCGGCGGUGUGCGUGUACUCCAUGGCUGACAUCCGGAUGGUCUUCAACGGGCCUUUUGCCCACAAGGAGGGGCCCAACUACCAGUGGGUGGCGUACUCUGGGAAGAUCCCCUACCCACGACCUGGCACUUGUCCUGGAGGCACUUUCACCCCGAACAUGAAAUCCACAAAGGAUUACCCAGACGAGGUUAUCAACUUCAUGAGGAACCACCCCACCAUGCACAACGCCGUAUACCCGGUGCACAAGCGCCCCCUGGUGGUCAGAACCAACGUGGACUAUGAGUUCACCACCAUUGCAGUGGACCAGGUGACGGCUGCUGACGGCAGCUACGAGGUCUUGUUCCUGGGCACAGAUCGAGGGACAGUCCAGAAAGUGAUUGUCCUGCCUCGAGACGACCUGCAGACCGAGGAGCUGGUUUUAGAGGAAGUGGAAGUCUUUAAGGUUCCCACGCCAAUUACCACCAUGAAGAUUUCAUCAAAACGGCAACAACUGUACGUAGGCUCUGUGUUGGGGGUGACCCACCUGGCUCUGCACCGCUGUGACGUGUACGGGGAGGUGUGUGCUGACUGCUGCCUGGCCAGAGACCCGUACUGCGCCUGGGACGGCAAAUCCUGCUCCAGAUACUCCUCCUCACAGAAGAGACGGAGCCGUCGGCAGGAUGUGAAGUACGGCAACCCCAUCCGCCAGUGCAGAGGUUAUAACUCUAAUACCAAUAAGAAUACUCUGGAGACAGUCCAGUACGGGGUGGAGGGCAGCACUACUUUCCUGGAGUGCCAGGCCAGAUCUCCUCAUGUGUCUCUCAAGUGGCACCUGCAGAAGGAAAACAGCGACAGGAGAAAAGAGAUUCGCUCAGAGGGCCGCAUCCUGAAAACAGAACAAGGUCUGCUGAUCCGCUCCCUGCAGUCCUCUGACAGCGGCAUCUACCAGUGCACGUCCACGGAGAAAAACUUCAAACACACGCUGGUCAAACUGCAGCUCGUGGUCCUUUCCAGUCGCACGGUCAACAACGUGUUGGUGGAGACGGGCAGCCCGGCUCUGCCGCCGCUGCAGUCCAGCGCCUGGACUCCCAGCGCCGGCCAGUACAAGGACCUGCUGACCAUCCUGAGCCAGCCGGAGAUGGGCCUGAUCAACCAGUACUGCCAGGACUACUGGCAGCUCGGAGACGGCAGCCUCGGGGACAACAAAGCCAAGAGCCUGAAGGAGCUGAAAGAACAGAAGAAGCCUCGCAACCGCCGGCAUCAUGAGGAGGAAACGACUCCGGCUGAGACAUGAGGAGCUGGACGCACCCCUCCGUCCUCCCCCAGGCUCCCUGAACACACCACCUCCCAAACACUGCAACCCUCCACUUAGGGCAAUGACUUCAGUUCAAACGAUCGUAACGGACAAGACGGAUACUGCAACCAAAAGCAACAGCAUCAAACAGUUUCUAUGUAACUGUUGGAAAAAAUAUUUAUUGUAGGUUGUAAAAAGUAAUUCUUUGUACCUAUCUAGAAAACAUGUUUUUUGUGAAUAGGUAAAAAUUUGUGCAAAUAUUGUUGUUAUUAUAAUAUUAUUGUUAGUGUUAUUGUUUAUUACAAUGUGUUAUUAUGUUGAGAAUAUCUUUAUGUUUGGUGUUUUUGAGAAACAGCAACAAGAACCCAGGACUUUGGGAGUAUCCACACAUGGACAAGGACCGAUAAGCUUGUUUUCAGGCGGCCAUGUUGGAUGACUGCUGGCAGUAUUCGGUGUCUCAGCUGGAAGUCGAGUCGCUGAUUCGGCGAAUUUCUCAAACUUCCCUAAACUUCCUCACCAGAACUCUUUACUGUAAAUCAGACAGUUCUUUUUUUACUGCAAGAUACAAGCUGUUGACAGGAUGGUGAUUUGCAUUUUUUGGGACACACGAGGAUAAAGGAAAGGCCCGCAGACUGCAGCUGUGACCACG
This is a messenger RNA of Centropristis striata (black sea bass), 3531 nucleotides long. Its product is annotated as semaphorin-3F-like. The record is from RefSeq and is a predicted model, not a curated record. Bases 510 to 2882 code for a protein of 790 amino acids. Gene Ontology annotation, molecular function: chemorepellent activity; semaphorin receptor binding. Lineage: Eukaryota; Metazoa; Chordata; Actinopteri; Perciformes; Serranidae. Gene Ontology annotation, biological process: negative regulation of axon extension involved in axon guidance; semaphorin-plexin signaling pathway; neural crest cell migration. The transcript has 19 exons.